Lates calcarifer (barramundi perch) is the source of this 3346-nucleotide messenger RNA. It is a transcript of the gene map3k14b, whose product is annotated as mitogen-activated protein kinase kinase kinase 14. Gene Ontology annotation, biological process: protein phosphorylation; positive regulation of canonical NF-kappaB signal transduction. Lineage: Eukaryota; Metazoa; Chordata; Actinopteri; Centropomidae. The record is from RefSeq and is a predicted model, not a curated record. Gene Ontology annotation, molecular function: ATP binding; protein kinase activity.
UCUGGAGCAGGACUCUGAAUCUAUUUGCACUCAUGAAAGUGACUCAGAGUCAUCCUGCUGUGCAGAGGACGACACACAAGCACCAGAUAACUUUGGAGUCCAAGCUGGCGUGUCAAACUCGACCUUUGACCUAAUGAAUGUGUCUGGCUUUAACUCCCAUCAUGCUGAGUGGGGUUCUGACUCUACAGGGUGUGUGCAAAGCCUGCUGGGACUUUCAGACUCCAUCUUCAUCCCCAACACUGUGAAUACAUCCCAGUCUGGUUUUGAGGACAUGAGUGACACAGUUUUGGAUGAACUAAGAGGCAGAGUGACACUGAUGCCAAAGCUGUUUGUUUCACUUUUUUUCAAAGAUUUGAUAAAGCAGACUCUAAAUGACUGGAAACACAACAUACCUGUCAACGAAGGACUCAUAUUUCAUCAUCAAUUGCAGCCCAGCAGUUCUCAGUACAGGGAGGGAGAGGAAUACUGCAUACUUCACCACAUCCAGAACGGCUCAUAUGGUGAUGUGUUCUGUGUUCGGGACAAAAGGACUGGAUUCGAAUGUGCUGCCAAGAGGAUUCCACUGAGUCAUUUCAGCAGCGAGGAGGUGAGCACGUGGAGCGCUCUGAACACCCCCCGAGUUGUGGAGCUCUUUGGGGCCGUGAGGGAGGGACUGAACAUCGUGCUCUUCAUGGACUUGAAGCCAGCUUGUUUGGCCCAGCUCCUAAAAGAGAUGAACUGCCUACCUGAGGAUUUGGCCCUGCACUACCUUCAUCAGUCACUGCGGGCGUUAGAACACCUGCACCACAGAAAAGUCCUUCACCUGGAUAUCAAAGUUGACAAUGUGCUGCUGUCUGCAGACUGCAGAGACACAUUCCUCUGUGACUUUGGUCUCUCAGAGACAUUAGAUGACAGUGGACGGAGCACCAAGGCAUUCAGGGGAGCUGCCUUCCCGGGCACAGAGACCCACAUGGCCCCAGAGGUAGCUCGAGGGGAUCGACUCUGUGCCAAGGCGGACGUGUGGAGCAGCUGUUGUAUGCUACUGCACAUGCUCAACGGAUGCCACCCAUGGAUACGUUACUAUUCCCAUCCUCUGUGUCUCCAGAUUGUCAACGAGCCUCCACCUCUGUGGGAGGUGCCGUCAAACUGCAACAACUUCACAGCCAAAGUGUUCAGGGCCGGGCUGCAGAAGGACCCUGACAGACGAGCAUCUGCAAAGGAGCUCAGGAGGAAAACCACCAAGGCCCUCAGAGCAGUUGGAGGUCUGAGUCCUUGGUCCGUCAAAACUGCCUGUGAUAUUCUGCAUCAUGGCAAGAGCCAGCCUGAAGACACCCCCUGCUCUUUGUCCCCUGGGGUCACCCCAAAUAAACCAUCAGCUGCCGGUUCUGCUCCCAUGAUGUACUGGGUGAGCCCUUGGAGAACGACAGCAGUGGAUGAGGACAGCAAUGACUGGGAAGGCACAGACUCUGAAGUGGAGACAGAUUCUUUAACUCGGGAGUGGGACUCGCAGCCAAAAUCUCUGCGGGAUGACUACACGGCAGAUGAAAAAGACUGGGGAACUGAGUCUGAUUCAGACGUUGAUAUCUACAUGGGAGAGGAGGAAUUUUAUCAGGAGAAGUGGCUGAAAACUGACAAGGAGAUGAGGGGGACUGGGAAGAAGAAGAGCAAGAAGAGGAGGAGGAGGAAGAGUGGGACUCCUCCUCUUUGUCCACCUGAGUAUCUCCACGCUCUCAGAGGUCUUUUCCCAUUGCUGCAAAAAGGCCAACGGCCAAAAGACAGUUCAUGGGGGUCAGGACCAGAGCUGGAAUACCUCAGAGACGAUGUAGCAAUAGGCACCAUGAUCCAGACCCCAUCCCCUGAACCUCGAGAUGACCCCCCAUCCUGUUUCAGCUGCUCAGAUACAUCGCAGAUAGAUGCCUCAGAGAAGGACUCUGACCAUUCAUCUGAUGACCUGAGCUCUGGAGUCUUUUCCUCCUGCAACAGUCAGACAGACGGACACCUGGAGUGGUUGGCCUCAGCGAAUCAGCCCUCCUCGUACUGCUUUGAAGGUGUUGACAUCUGGAUAGAGAAUGUCCAGGGCGAGUGCCUGAGGAUCCGUGAGCGUCGGCAGGUCAAAAUCGGCCAUGUUGCUAUAGGAAUCAGUGAUCAGAUCUCAGGGAAAGCCUUCACUCUGGAGACCCUGGACAGGAAGAUGGUGUCGUUUGAGGAGGAAAUCAAAGAGUCUUGUGUGUGGCUUCGCUGUGUUCCCGCUCCUGACACAUGUCAACGCUGGAGGUGGAGGGUCAGAGACGGCAAGCUGGAACUUCAGGAAUGAAACAGACUUUUUUGUUCUGUUGUUGUUGUUUUUUUUAAUAGUUUGCACUAAUUUAGGCUGUGUUUGUUCUUAAAUCAUGUGAACUGAACUAUGAAAACAUGUAGAUGUACACGAUGCAAUUUGAGUUGGAAACGGGUUGGAAAACUGCUGCUUCUAUGAGAAAUGUCCGAUUAGUGAAUGUAUAAUUUUAGGUUGUUAUUUUAGAGAUGGAUUUCUCAGAAUCAGCUCAAGUAUGUACAAGAGUUAGGCUGUAAUCAGUAGCUUUAUUAAUGAUUACUAAUGCGUUAUUAAGAAGACAAACUUUAGGGUUGCCAGGUUGUUAAAAAAUCCCUCCUCAAGCUCAACACUUUGCUUUUAUUUUUUCCUCUUUAAUUCAUGAGGUUUGACCACUUCUCUCCUAGAAAAGAUCUGCAGGACCAAACCUGUUUACACACUGAUUAUUAACAUUUACAGCUGCAGACUUUGAUUAUCGAUUAUUGUGAGAACUUUUGAAAUAUUUAAUAUUGCUUAUAAUUGCAGGUGAGUGACAAACGUUUGCAGCACUUUGCUGGAGGGUAAAUGGUCAAACCGUCAAUUGGAGAGAUGUCUCCUUGAUGAAUAAAGGAGAUAGACAAGAAGAUAAGAAAAGUGAUGUGCUGGAGGAGGAUUUGUUGUUCUUAUUAAUAACGUAUAACUUGCAUUGAUAAAUGACUUGUUAACUGUUAUUAACUACUAUAACUAUUUUCUAUAUAUAUAUAUAAGCAAUAAAUAAAAUGACAGGGUAUAUAAGAGUGCUAGAAUAAAUAUUGAAUGGGUAAUGUAAUGGAUUACUUCAUAUACAUACAGUAUAUACAACACUUGAUUUGUAAAGAUGAUUUUCUUUCCUCAUGAGCAGAUGGGAAAAGAAAACAGAUCCAGUUAUUACAGUGUCAUGUCAGCUGGUGUUUGUUAGUGUUUAGACUAAGUGUAGCUGCUUUAAAUAAUGAAUAAGUGUCAUAAUAACCACAUGAGCCCUCAAGACUUUAAUACUUGAACGUUACCAACAUUUUAUAUCUUAAUAAAAAAUGACCUUCA